This is a messenger RNA of Hypomesus transpacificus, 1306 nucleotides long. RefSeq names its product phosphatidylinositol glycan anchor biosynthesis, class L (gene pigl). The transcript has 7 exons. The coding region runs from base 219 to 1061 and encodes 280 amino acids. The record is from RefSeq and is a predicted model, not a curated record. Gene Ontology annotation, cellular component: endoplasmic reticulum. Gene Ontology annotation, biological process: GPI anchor biosynthetic process. Gene Ontology annotation, molecular function: N-acetylglucosaminylphosphatidylinositol deacetylase activity. NCBI's taxonomy places the organism in Eukaryota, Metazoa, Chordata, Actinopteri, Osmeriformes, Osmeridae.
AAAGGUUCCUACUGGUCAAUGCCAUUUGAAACGAAAUACGGUGUCCUGCUCGACAACGUUUAUUUUUGUGAUUUUCAUCUGAUUUUGAGAAUCAAAAUCGGCAUUAUAUAUUUUUAGGAUUUAGGCCUACUACAAAACUUUACUGCAACUGAAUAAUGGAACCAUUGGUUUUGGGAACUUUGUGAAAACACGGAUUGUUUACAUCAACGCUCAUAAUAAUGGAGAUUCUUUUUGUCAUUUUUAUUGUGGUGUCGUCCUAUUUUAUUUUGAUAAAAUGUUCCUAUAAUCGAUGUAGAAGCAGUUUUGCAAAGUCCUGUAAACACCUGAUGACAUUCCUCUCAUGUAGAGAGAAAUCCCCCCUCGAUUCUCAAGCAAGUUAUUUAGCUGUCGAUGUGAGAGCACUGAUCGUUACUGCACAUCCAGAUGAUGAAUGCAUGUUUUUUGCACCAAUCAUUUUAGGACUUGUGGAAAUGAAAAUACCUGUUCACAUAUUAUGUUUAUCUAAGGGGAAUUUCUACAAUCAAGGCUCCUACCGUCAAGAAGAACUUUAUGAAAGCUGUGAUGUGUUGGGAUUACCAGCCUCCAACAUCUGUAUACUUGAUCGCAAAGAACUCCCAGAUACCCCUAAGGUGGAAUGGAACACUUCCUUGACAUCAUCCCUCAUCCUGAAGCAUAUAACAGAACAUUCCAUCAACAUGGUACUGACAUUCGAUGGGAAAGGAGUGAGUGGCCAUGCCAAUCACACAGCCAUCUACAAAGCUGUCAGCUAUCUUGCUUUUGCUGGGAAAUUACCAGAUGAUUGCCGUGUCCUGUCCCUGUUGACUGUUUGCAUGCUCAGGAAGUACCUUUCCUUCCUGGACGUCCCUAUCAGCUGGCUCCUCCCCUCCCAGCUCUGCUGCAUCAUUGGCUCCCAGGGGUACCAGCAAGCCAAGAGGGCCAUGUUAUGUCACCGCACACAACUCCUGUGGUUUCGUCACCUGUACAUUCUGUUCUCGCGCUACAUGCUUGUCAACACAUUCAACGUCAUCCCACAAGAACCAAAACAUGUGAAGAUAUAUUAAAGAUAUAUUAAGAUCUGCUGUCUCAUGACCUCACACAUGCACUGGUCGCACUGGUUGUGAGUCACUUGAUUGACAGUUUUUGCCAAAUGACUAGAAUGUAUGAGUUAGAAUGUAAUGACAAUCUUGAAUCUGUUUGCACUGAGUUUUUUUCUUUCUACACAUGAAUAGAUUGUUAUAACCCCUAACUACAAGGGGUCAAAUACUGACUUGAAAUUUGCAGACAAUAAAUCCGAGUCAUAAUUAUC